Messenger RNA from Lolium rigidum, 1161 nucleotides. Its product is annotated as probable ribose-5-phosphate isomerase 4, chloroplastic. Gene Ontology annotation, biological process: pentose-phosphate shunt, non-oxidative branch. The coding region runs from base 41 to 946 and encodes 301 amino acids. The transcript is spliced from 9 exons. Gene Ontology annotation, molecular function: ribose-5-phosphate isomerase activity. The record is from RefSeq and is a predicted model, not a curated record. Lineage: Eukaryota; Viridiplantae; Streptophyta; Magnoliopsida; Poales; Poaceae.
GCUCGAGCUCAGAGGCCUGCGCCAGUCGUUGCCACUCGCCAUGGAGGCAGUCGCGAGAGCAAGCGUAGCAGGAAGGUCGCAUGUGCGGCUUCCCCAGCGUUGGCGCCUGAGGCAGCGCCACGCCAUUCCUUCCUCCGCCGCAUGCCGUCCCCGGGGACGCGCGGUCGCCUGCGCCGCCUCCGCUGACGCCGAUGUCGUCCACCUCUUCGACGCCGCCAAGCUCACGGUGGACGAGUUCGUGACAAGCGGCAUGGUGGUCGGGCUCGGCUCCGGUGCCGCGUCAGGGCUCGCCGUCCAGUACCUCGGCACGCGCCUCCGGCGAGGCUCACUGACUGGCAUCGUCGGGGUACCCUCGUCUGCGACCUGUGCAAGUGAGGCAGAGAAAGCGGGGAUAAAGAUCAGCAGCAACGAGGAAGGCCCCAAGAUUGAUUUUGCUUUCACUGAUGCUGACAUUAUUGAAGAGGGCACACUUGCUGCCGUCAUUGGGCGCCGGAAAAUCGAGACUGGGGAGCCUUCUUUCAUUCAGGAGAAGGGUGUUGUUAAAUCAGCUGGCAAGGUUGCCUUUAUCAUUGACAAUGCCAAAUAUGUGAAUGGCGUCGAGGGUUCCAUUCCAGUUUUGAUCAAAAGUGGAAACUGGAUUGACACUGCUGAAGAGAUUGAUGACUUGUUCCUAGGCGAUGCAGAGGUUUGGAGGAGGCCAUCAAUUGGAACUGCCGGCCCAUCCGGAGGCGACUUCCCAUUGGUUACCAAGGAGGGCUAUCACAUACUUGAUGUUAUCUUCACGACCCCCAUCGAGGAUCUUGGAAAGGUAGCAGAAGACUUGGAGAACAUCGCUGGCGUUGUGGACCAUGGGAUAAUUUGCAACACUACGUCGUAUGCUGUCAUUGCGUCGAAGGGGGAAGUGCAGGUCCUAAAUCAGAAAUCAUCGGUGAUACCAAACACAUAAGUGUACCAAUUAAAUUACAGAGCCACCACUUCCCCCCAUAUUUUGACCGCAGAGUCUACUGCAAUGCAACAAGUGAACCGUGCGAUAAUUAUUUUGUGUUACAUGUCCAAAUUUUCCCCUCCAUAUGUAUUGGCAGUUUGGCACCCUGAAAAUUAUUCUAUGAUUCCUAAUCACAUGUUUAUAUAUGUUUGUGAUAUAUGAUGGAAGUAUUGUAA